GUAGACAAUAAUAAGAUUACUAACCUUAGCAAUAUACCACGAAAGGAAAUAUUUAACCAUAAAUUUUUAAGCAGGAUUUUUCAUCUUUCCUAAAUAAGCCUAACCUAAUAUUAUAUUCUUAUUGCAAUUUUAGUUGAUUAUUAUUGGUUUGGUUUUAUUAUACUAUAUGGUGUUUAACAUUGCUCAUUUUGCUCUGUGGGGAGACUAACAGCGGUCUUGUUAAUAUCACUGACUAUAUCACUUUUGAAGGAAUUUAUCAUUUGCUGGAGAAAAUGAGGGAAGAAUUUCCUCCAGUAUGUGUUAUUCGUCCUUAUCGUAAAGGAGAUGAAGUAACUAUUCAGGAAAUUAUGACAGAGGCGACCAUGGAGACGGUGGGUGAGUUCUUCUGGGCCGCUGUAAUGUCCGAAGUAUUUCCCCAGGUGGCUCUUUUGGCAAUUGCUGUUUCCUUCAUUGGACUUGGAAUCCCAUUUUACUUCUGUCUCUUUGGUAUUCCAGUGGCCAUCAUUAUUAUAUAUGUGGUGAUAUGGUCAGCACAUUCGUUUAAGGCUAUGGAACUCCAUGAAGAUUUGAAUAAUAUUACACGAAUAUAUAUGCAAUAUCCUGAUACUGGAUUCUGGGUGGCAGAAGUGCUUGAAGUUAGUGAGGCAAACGAACUUAACAUGUUGAUGAAUAAAACUAAAAAGGUGGAGUAUGAAUUCCUGACAGAAGCACAGCUGGAGGCUAAAGACAUAGAUCUUGAGGGGCAAAGACGACACAUUGUUGGUACAGUGGCUAUCACUAAAUCAUUACGAGGAGGCUCGAAAGCUUGGCUGAGGCGUAUGGCUGUAAAAAAAAUGUACAGGCGGCGUGGAAUUGCCAUGGGGCUUUUGGAUGAGGUCAUCCAGUUCUGCACUGAUCGCUGCUAUGAAGAAAUUGAACUUAUUACAACAGAGUGUCACUAUAAGGCUCGGGAAUUGUAUUACAAGCGAGGUUUUGAAGCCCGACACACCUACUUCAAAUACUACUUAAAUGUCCAGCAGCCCAUGUAUUUGUUCAGCUUGCCUUUAAAACCACCUGAAGCAGAACUUUCUGAAAUUUCAGCUUCUUAAUUUGUUUUAGGUAUGUAUUAGUUGGAACACUUGAGAAAAGGAAGUAAAAAGGAAUAGUGUAUGAGAGACUGUUUGGUAUUGUUAUUAUGCUGUCAAAAAAAUAACUAUGAUCUAAUAAGGACUCAUUAGUAUUUUAAAUACUUUGUUUACACAUACAGUAGUUUACUUUGACCAAGAAAAAAAUUAUUUUUAAGUGACUUUACAAAAUUAUGUUGGUCAUGGUAUAGAAUUAGCUAAAUACCUAACACAAUUAGGUGAAGUGACUUGAAAGGACAACAUCAAGAGUAAUUCACAAGUACAAGUGGAAAAUAUCCAAGUGUUAUAAGACAUUAGUGUGCAUUGUUGUGUAUCAAAGGUUUAGUUUUAUACAGUAAUGCAUUGACCUUUUCACCGGUUGCUUGUGCAGUCCAAAUCCUACCUGUAGACCUGCCAAUGACAUUUUCCAAAGUGCAUAGAUUUUUUCUUUUACUAUUUACAGGUAUAUAUUUUUUUUUUAUUAGUUAAAAGGAUAAACUAUCUGGCUAAGUGUUAAAAGAACAAAUAGUUGUAUAAAUGAUAUGGAUGGCUAAAAAUGAGUGUAUAAAGAUAAUAUCUUACGUACCAGAUCCCUGCAUGACUGGUCUAGCCAUUGUGAGCAGUCAGGGUCACAGGAGACAUCUUGCUCCCCAUGACCCGUGUAGUAACGCAGAUAGUGUCAUUGGCCAGCUAAAGGGCUAACAGCUUGACCUGGGGUGCAUCCUUGCAUAAAAAUAAGGGUGUAUGCGCUGUAUAUACAAUAUAUAAUGUACAACUUUUAAUGAGGAGGCAUUGUUGAAGGGAAUAUCUUCAAGAAAUUGAACACCAUAAGAAAGGCCCAGAGGACUCUUAAGUCAACAUCUUACCCCUGUGUGUGGUCAAACUGUCGGUGAACUAGCUGUUCUAUUCACUCACUCUGAGGAUUUAUUUUUUGCUUAUUUAAGAUGUCUUACCUCUUUUCCAUUCAAUAUGAACAUUUUGUAACAGUUUGGAUAACCUGCUGUACUAAUUAAGGACUUUUAGUUGUUAAUUUUCUGUGUAGAGAACAGCCUCUCUCCUAAGUCCAAACAAAUCGCCCAUUUUUUUAAAUAUUCGAGGACGUAAGUCCGAAGAAGAAUCCUGAACAUUGGGUUACUCUGACAAAUGGGUUCCUCAAAGUUGCUAUUUGAGUUUGACGAAUCUAUUUUUUGGCUUACACAAAAAUAGCCCAAUGUUUGGGAUUCUUCUUUUGAUGUUUAAAAAAAACGAGUGAUUCUUUCUGUCAAUUAUGUAUGAAUUAUACGAGGAAGAGGAAUGGUGUAAAACACACUAGUUUGGCAUUUGAUGUAUGGCAUUGUUAUCUCAAAAUUCAGUAGUAUGUUGCUUGUUCUAUACAGUAUUUUUCUAGGUGUUGGGUGAAUUUGUUUUGAUCUCCAUAUCAUGUGGAUUAGUAUAAUAUUGUUGAUCUGACUGUGGCAGUUAUUAUACUUUAAGACUGCUGGA
Molecule: messenger RNA, 2585 nt
Organism: Homarus americanus (American lobster)
Lineage: Eukaryota; Metazoa; Arthropoda; Malacostraca; Decapoda; Nephropidae
Exons: 6
Coding region: 273-1088 (271 amino acids)
Molecular function (GO): N-acetyltransferase activity
Source: RefSeq, a predicted model, not a curated record